This is a messenger RNA of Limulus polyphemus (Atlantic horseshoe crab), 5029 nucleotides long. RefSeq names its product homeobox protein Hox-B3-like. Gene Ontology annotation, biological process: regulation of transcription by RNA polymerase II. Bases 397 to 1857 code for a protein of 486 amino acids. The record is from RefSeq and is a predicted model, not a curated record. Gene Ontology annotation, cellular component: nucleus. Lineage: Eukaryota; Metazoa; Arthropoda; Merostomata; Xiphosura; Limulidae. Gene Ontology annotation, molecular function: DNA-binding transcription factor activity, RNA polymerase II-specific; RNA polymerase II cis-regulatory region sequence-specific DNA binding. The transcript has 3 exons.
AAAGUGGCAUUGUGUGAAUGGUUUCCGGCUGGUAAUACUGGGUCAGCGGCUUCGAGGGAAAAGGUCACGAUCGGGUAAUUAAGGUAAAGCGGUGUGUUUGUCCUUUUGUUUUCCCACAGGGGUUGUCUUGUCGUUCCCAGCCAGACAGGUAAUUUUCCCGCAGAGCAAUAGACGACACAGCCGUCUACUUUCCCUCUGGGACAUUCAAGGACUCUUCACUUGUAUGCGUUGGUCAGUAAUUGGUGACAGGGUGUGUAGUAUGUUGUAGGUUAGCUUUGACCACAUGUUUCACUCUUCUAUUUCCCGCACUGUCACAUAGGUCGAAACUCUGACAGCGUGGCCACUUCAUUGGACGAUGCUUGAUCACAUGACAACAGCCGCUUGUAGACCGCCACGAUGACAGACUACUGUCAGAAUGUAAUAAAAUUGACUAAGUGUCCCACAAUGCAGAAAACAUUUUACGAUCCACAUCAAACAUCUAACUGUUUGGGGUUUUACAAUCAACCAACAGUCAUGACCAACGGGUUUGGUGGUUACGUCUCCGAAACGCUACAACAACCACAACAGCGGUUUUAUGACUCACCCUACUCGAACGAAAACGUGCAGUAUGGACACCAUUCGUACACUGUACACGACCAGCAACAACAGAUUGCUAUGAACAUCGUACAGCAAAGUGGGCUCUGUUCAACGACUCCGUCACCACCACCACCACCACAUCUGUCUACAUCGUACGGCGACCUUCUUCAAACGACCGACGGCAACUAUCGCCUACAGCAUCCUCAGCAGUUUGUUAAUCAAGUCAGUACACUUCCGGAGAUUCAGAAAAAGAUCUAUCCGUGGAUGUGUGAUUCCAGGCCAACAUCCAAGCAGAAACAUUUCACCGCACGAAGCCAUCCCCAUCACGCCGAGGCAGUAGCAGAACAGCCUAUCAAGAGAGCAAGAACGGCUUAUACGAGCGCUCAGUUGGUAGAGUUGGAGAAAGAAUUUCAUUUUAAUCGUUAUUUGUGUCGACCCCGCCGUGUUGAGAUGGCAAAUCUGUUAAGCCUAACUGAGCGACAGAUCAAGAUAUGGUUCCAGAAUAGACGGAUGAAAUACAAGAAAGAACAAAAAAAUAAGGGUCUUCAGGAAAAGUCUCCUAGUCCUCACUCAGGAAGUACUACUAAUUCCCCAUUACCACUCCCCACAAGCCCUGCCAACGUUGCUACAGCAUCUUCAGCAAGUAGUGUCUCCAUGGCUACCCCAGCCUCGACCUCCUCACAAACGAAAAACGCCCAAAUUCUUCAUUCCUCUCAAACGCUAAUAACCGACGUUUCUUGCGGCGCCAGCACAUCAGAUAGCUCCUUUCUUGUUCCUCCCAGUUGCCAACAACAAAACAGACAACGACAACCGGAAGGGUCUUCUUCUGCUGUUGUCAUAACGCCUUACGUUCAGGUUCCGACGAAUCUUGUCGUCCCUCAAGAAUUUCAUUCUCUUCAAAUGACACUUAAUCCCUUUUCUAACCAUCCUUCAGAUUCAGAAGUAGCCUCAUUUGAUCCAGCAACGUUCCAUGGAAACUUACCGUCCAUCCAGUUACAAGACGAACUUCCACAACAGCGAAUCCACCCCAACAGUGUCACCAUCCCUGAUUCUCCUGCUAACUUACCCCCAUUUCUUGUCGCCUCUCAAAGUCCACAGGUCCAGAACUAUCAUUCCACCGCACCGUCAAUGGCGCAUCCUCAGCUUCAGGUUCACACUUAUUGCCAGCCCCAGCAAUUCACCAAGAUGGACGACUGGAUGCAACAACAACAUCAAACAUUUCAACAGUACUGCCCAAGAAUUUCGUCCGUUACGGCUCCACCCAAACUUACCCAUUUUUAAGAUCCCAUGUAAUUAUUUUAAAUAUGUAUUUAUUCUACGGAUGUAAAAUAGCUGUACAUUUAGUAUAUUUUUUAUUUGUAUUGACGAUAUACAAGGAACUGUAUGAAGUUGUGUUGCUAAUUUAAAAUUCCAUUUUUUGGUUAGUUCAUUAUAUAGGACUUCUUGAAGCAAAUGGGUGUUCAGAGAUAUAUUAUGUAUCAGCCGUUGUCGAAGCUUGUCACUCUAUGUAAUGGCAACAUGACACCAGAGUUAAGGAUUGUUAAAUUCACUUUAUAUAAGGUAUUAAGAGAGCUACCCCUGUCAUUAUAAUGAGAUACAUAAAUCCUGUUAGAAAGUUCAUAACAAUCUGUAUAACUCUGUACGUGUAAGAAACUUGCAUAUUAAUUAUGUAUUAUCUAAUACAACUUGUUCUUCGUGCAAACAACACAACUGGUUUAAAACGACAAAUGAAAACUAAUGCACGUUAAAUGGUUUCAUAAUUGAAGGUUUCUGUAGUGUUCAGUCAACCUGUGAAACAGAUUUCAGAAUGAAUUGCAUAAAAAUUUAAAUAACAUGUGCAUAAGUAAAUGUAAAACAACUAUUUCAUUCUUGCUAAUAGGUUAGUUUUCUAAGCAUGUUUCUGUUGAAUGAUAUACCAAUUUAAACUUAAUGGUGUUGUUAGGAAACGUUUUUAUACUUACAAAUUAUCUUGGGAUUGUUUAACAAAAAUUCAAAUAUUUUUGUUUUGUUUUUAUAUGCUGCUAUGUUUGCCAUGUUAACAUGGCCGAACCAAUACUGAUUAUUUUACACGAUAUGGACGGAACAUGGUGAAUUACUGACCCUAGCAUCUACAGGGGUAAAAUCAAUUUGUGUUUUGACAAACAAAAGAUGGCCUAGGCUUUCACAGUCUGGGGAACCGGAAACAAUAUCUGAACUAGUUUGUUUCUACACAAAAACUUGUCAGUGUCCACAUGCAGUAAUUAUGAAGGAUGAGGUAUGGAUAACUUGGUAGGGAACGCCCCUUUUGGUCGGUAAUCAUUCCAGCUCCGGAAACCAGAUCGCUUUCUUGUAAUAGCACAUGUGCGUUAAGGAACUCGAACUGAUCACACACAUUUGGUUAGUAACUUUUACCGAAUUCAUCGAUCUUGUUGUUACUCAGAGUUUAUUUAAUGCAUUUCUAGCAAAAGAUAAAAUAGGCAAAAGUUUUCAACGUCAGAAAACUCACAAGUGUCUGUAUUUUGCACGUGAAUGUUUAUCUGAAACUAAAAGUUACUGCUUUGACGAGAUAACCAUCAGAAACUUCUGACGACAUAGGAUAUGCUUAUCUACAGUACCAGUCUCUACCACUAAACAAAUAUCUGCUUUAUUAUUGGAUAGUAGAGUUGUAGCAGUGAGCACCCACGUUCCGCUUUGCUUACCCUGAUCCGUCCUGUGCUUGUCAAUCAAACUGGUAAUAUUAGACUAAGCCUGUGGUCACCGGCCGCCCUUUCUGUCCCAUUCCCAGAACGUGACCUGCCAAUCAUUCCUUGCACCCAACCCACCUCAUCUUUCCUCUUAUCACUAACAUGUAAGUUACAACAGAGCUCUUUCAAUACUGAAGAUCGCUUGUGUUGGAAACUUCUAACUAAACCUUAAAACUGAGAUAAAACAAAGAAAUGAAGUAGAAGUGACAGUUAAAAUCAUUCAUAAGAAGAGAACACAUUCGAAAUUAUAAAGAUGACAUAACACUUGGGAAUUAUAGCUGAAACAAAGAAAAAUAGAUACUUAAAAACAUUAUACCAUACAUUAAACACUUUGGACGUCCUUUAUUUUCAACAGAAUUUUAAAUAAACCGACAGUGAUAACCUUGAUAUGAACAAAGAUAUUUAAAAAAUCUGUUUUUGCAGCUGAUUUUAGGCCAUACAAAUUCAUUGUGAAAAAUAAUAUAUGUAAAGUUACAGCAAGAGAAAUAUAGAAAGACCAACAACAUUGUACUAGACUAGUCUUGUAUAUGAAGAGUAAUUUUAUAGCUACUUCUAUGAUAUAUAUAUAAAAUCAAAAGCUUCCAGCCUUUAGGAAUACCAUCCAACCUUCAAACCUCCAUCUCAAAUGUUUCAUAACUCCGGAAUGUGCUUCCAGUUAUAUGAAAAUAUUGGAUAGAUUCUCGGAUAACCAAAGUUUAAGAUCUUGAGGAGGCAAAUGAACUUGCCUUACAGAAUUUAUUGUUUUCCACUGAUAACUUUUCAAAAUGUCGUCUACAAAUUGCUUCAUUAUCGAAAUUUAUUAUAAAUAUCGAACAUCUCAAAAAUUGAUCACGUGACCUUACUCCCUAAGAGUUGUUUUUUUUUUCUUCAUUUUAACCCUCUGGAAGAGGGAAUACUGAGAAUAUUUUAUGUCUGAAAUCUGAACAAUGUUUACCAAUAAAUGACUCAGGGUUCUGAAGAAAUAGGGUAUCUAAAGUCAUGCAAGAUUGUGUGUUCUGUUGUUGUUCGUCAAGACGUUCUGUGUACGAUGGCUUAGGAUAGUGAAUAACGCCUAAUUAUAAUAAUAUAUUAUCGUUUUAAUGAAUGGAUUAGGCGAUUUCGUUUUAUGAGUGAAUUUAAAAAUAAUUACUUUGCUAAUUUAAAACAUUCAAAUAUGAAAUAACGUGUGAAUGAAAGAAAUUGUUCUGUUAAUAAUAACGAUUCUUCUAUCAUUGUUCUUGUUGAAAGAAACAAUACUUAAAAUACAUUUUAACGAUGGCUAGAUAUGCUUAAAUUGAUAAAACAGUGUCUAUUUCAGUUAUGAAGUUGUAUACACUUGAGUUUAGACAAGGGCGCGAGUAGCCCUGCUGUAGAACUCGGAAUUUCGGACUUUGGAGCCGUGUUCGAGUGCCAGUCAAUCUCAUAGCGUGGAUGUUGGCUGGUAGAAUGCUGCUGACUGGCUGUCUUCCUUCUGGUCAGUAGCUCAAAAUUAGGGUCGGCGGCAGAUAACCUUAGUUAAUACAGUUAUGGCAAAAUGUACAGAAUGUUGUAAUAAUAAUAAAUUUAUACAAGAAAAUGCACUUAAUCGUUUCAUUCGUUAUUUUCUUCCAAAUAUGAGUAUUAAAGAGCAAACGUUAUGAAAUCACAUCCACGUUUGUAAAUUGUAUAAGCUUAUUAUAAGUCUUCUUGAUUUAACAUAGUUGUAAUAAACACAGAAAAUGUCACACAUUGGCAAAGUUAAUAAAUCUGGA